UCUUUUGUGGGCUACUCUGAUUUAAAAGCAGACUACUGGCUUUAUCAGAGCACAGAAAGAAGUGACCUAACACUACAAACAAAAUGCAGCUUUUAGCCUCAGCUCUUUUUCUAACAACACUACUGCAGUGCUCUACUGCCCAAAAUGAAACAAGCAUUACACCUGCAGACUGUGAUACCAUUGAAACAGAUGCAGGAGUGGCCCUGGAUUUGGUCAACAGACAUCGCAGAGAUGGCUAUGUUUUUGGUUUAUUCCGUGUUGUUGAUGCCUAUGAGCAACAUAUAGAACAUUCAUCAGUCCUUUACUUAACUUUGGAUGUGCUGGAAACUGAAUGUUCAGUAUUAUCUGGAAAACAUUGGGAGACUUGUGAAUACAGCGAUGCAUCUUCUCUGGUCUUUGGGCAAUGUAAGAUUAUCACAUAUAGAAGCCAGCAGCUGAAAAAAACCCCAAAACUCUAUGGAUUUAAUUGUACAGUAAGUCCAGUUCCUCCGGAUUUAUUCGAGUGCGAAGACUGUGCUGUAAAAUAUGAAAUCUUAGAAGUCACUGAGCAACACAAAGAUAUUGCUGCGAAGGCUUUGGAAAAAUACAAUAGUGAGGGUGACCACACAAACUACUUCAACGUGGACAAAGUUGAAAAAAUUUUAAAGGUGACUGGCUCCAAGGCAGGUCACGUUUUAGGAUUCUCCAUAAAAGAGACCAACUGUUCCAGAUCUGCACAACAUACAGAUAGGCAACUGGAAUGUGAUUUUCUAGAUGACUCGCACGCUGAAGUGGGAUUCUGCAAGGCAACAAUCAGUAUUCCAGAAGAAGCUAAUGGAACUGACAUAACCUGUGAACUCUACCAUCCCUGGUGGAACUACAGACAAAAAUGCAGAUAUCCACCUCUGGGUUGGCCACACAGGCAUCGCCAUCCCCACCAUCCUGGUGGUCACAGACAUCAUCACAGGCAUGGCUGUCCACCUCCUCCUAGCUUCAUACCUGAAGACUCUGAGCAUCACCACAAUUUCAGCGAAGAACAUCAAGGCAGCCACGAAGGACCUCCUCCUCUCCCACCCCACGGUGGACCACAUCACCACCCUCAUCCACCACACCAUCGUUGUCCUCCUCUUCACCAAGAGGAAACACAUCACCCCUCUCCCGAUGACAGAGCGCACACUCUUCCUCCCCAAGACGAAACACAUCACCCCACUCCCCCUCUUCCCAGUGAUGAACCACAUACUCCUCCUCCUCCCCAAGAGGAAACACAUCACCCCCCUCCUCCUUCCCACCAUGGACCACAUUGUCCUUAUCCUCCUCCCCACCAUCAUGGACCACAUCACCCCCGUCAUCCUCCCCACCAUGGACCACACUGCCCUCCUCCUCCUCCUCCUCCUCCUCCUCCUCCUCCCCACCAUGAUGGACCACAUCAUCCCCCUCAUCCUCCCCACCAUGGACCACACUGCCCUCCUCCCCACCAUCAUGGACCACACCAUCCCCCUCCACCUCCCCCCCAUGGACCACACUGCCCUCCUCCUCCUCCUCCUCCUCCCCACCACGAUGGACCACAUCAUCCCCCUCAUCCUCCCCACCAUGGACCACACUGCCCUCCUCCCCACCAUCAUGGACCACACCAUCCCCCUCCACCUCCCCCCCAUGGACCACACUGCCCUCCUCCUCCUCCCCACCACGAUGGACCACAUCAUCCCCCUCAUCCUCCCCACCAUGGACCACACUGCCCUCCUCCCCACCAUCAUGGACCACACUGCCCUCCUCCUCCUCACCAUCAUGGACCACAUUACCCCCCUCCUCCUCCAGGACAUCCUCCUUAUCCCCAUCAUCACUAUCACAGACAUCACUGCAACGAGACAAGCUCAUCAGGAAAGCACUUUCCAUUCCAAACAGUAAGAGCUGUCUUUCGCAUUCCAAUUGUCAAUCAGCACAGCUCUCUCCCACAUCCCAUGGCAAACUUUCUAUCCCAAAGUGGCCAUCACUUCUCCAGCACUGGUGAGGGUACUCCUUUCACUAGCUCAAGUCUAGAGAAGAUGUUAGGAACUCUUGAUUCUCCCUAUCACCCUUCACAAUCGAAAUCAUGCCCAGGAAAACCCAAACUUGAUCUGCCCCAAAUUUUGCCUUUAUUUCCACAUAAAUCCAUGGCAGAAACUUCUCCUAAAUGACCUUGAAGGAAGGUGGUUUUGGCUUGAGGGUUGGAGGACAGAUGACAGUUGUACAAUGAAAGAAAACAGCAUGAAGUGGAGGGGAAAAAAGUGUACAAUUUCUAGGGAGUGAGAAGCACUGAAAAUAAUGAUGAUUAAGACAAGUAUUCCAACCUGCGUCCUGAUCCCAGCUAUCUCAGACUCCACUGUAACUGAAAGGAUCAAAAUUCUGAAACUCUUAACUAAUGUGAAUGGGUGCAAAUCUCACUUGCAAACAAUGCACCUCUAGUUCUAACAAAAAGGAAAAUUCCCUAAUAAUGAAAACCACCAUCUAGUAUCUUUCA
Messenger RNA from Dromaius novaehollandiae (emu), 2476 nucleotides. It is a transcript of the gene HRG, whose product is annotated as histidine rich glycoprotein. The coding region runs from base 84 to 2153 and encodes 689 amino acids. The record is from RefSeq and is a predicted model, not a curated record. Gene Ontology annotation, biological process: regulation of platelet activation; negative regulation of fibrinolysis; heme transport. NCBI's taxonomy places the organism in Eukaryota, Metazoa, Chordata, Aves, Casuariiformes, Dromaiidae. The transcript is spliced from 7 exons. Gene Ontology annotation, molecular function: cysteine-type endopeptidase inhibitor activity; zinc ion binding; heparin binding. Gene Ontology annotation, cellular component: endolysosome; extracellular region; blood microparticle.